CAAAGAUGAAGUCUAUUAGUAAUAUUUUGAGUUUCCUCUUGGUUUCAAGUAGCCUCUCUUUGGUUUCCUUUUCUCAAUCUUUCACUUCUGAUAAUAAUCCUGUGCUCGACAUGGACGGCGAACCACUCAAGAUAAACGAAGAGUACUCCAUUCUCAGUAUUCCCUAUGGCGGUGGAAGCGUAUACUUAGCUGAUCUUGGAAACACCAAAUGCCCAAACGGCAUCGUGCAGGACAGUUCUGGUGAAUUUGAUCACAACACGCCCGUGACGUUUUUCACUAUGCAACUUGGAAGUCAUUAUGUGUUUGAAAACCAAGACGUUAGUAUAAUGUUCUCAACUACAACUUCUAAUCUAUGUGUUAACGAAACUGUUUGGAAAGCUGGUGAUUACAUGCUAGGGCCGGUGCAUCCGCCACCUAGGUUUGUUAUAACUGGUGGUACCUUAGGAAUUCCAGGACCUAAUACCUUAAAGAACUGGUUCAAAAUUGAGAAAUAUGAGACGGGGAGACCUCAUUCUUACAAGUUAAGGUAUUGUCCUAGUCAAUUUAUGUGUCCAACAUGCCAAUUUGAUUGUGCAGAUGUCGGACUAUACGAAAAUAAGGGAUACGCCCGUCUGGCUCUCAAUAACAAGCCUUAUCCAUUUGGCUUCACCAAAGUAAACAAGAAUAUUGAUGCAUAGUUAAUUAUAUAUCUAUUACGAAAUGUGUGUGAUCAGAAGCACACCUUUUGUAGCCAAACUAAACUAUGGCCUUACUAUGCUUAUUACUAUAACCUAGCUCGACCGCUUUCUAAAAUAAUGUGGAUCAUGCUUCUAUUCCACUCUAUGUAAUAUUAAUGCUUAUGAAUAAAAAAGCUAGGUUCUUUAUUUAUUAA
Molecule: messenger RNA, 871 nt
Organism: Solanum tuberosum (potato)
Lineage: Eukaryota; Viridiplantae; Streptophyta; Magnoliopsida; Solanales; Solanaceae
Product: miraculin-like
Exons: 1
Coding region: 6-677 (223 amino acids)
Molecular function (GO): endopeptidase inhibitor activity
Source: RefSeq, a predicted model, not a curated record